This is a messenger RNA of Prorocentrum cordatum, 461 nucleotides long. Lineage: Eukaryota; Dinophyceae; Prorocentrales; Prorocentraceae. The record is from the annotation of a GenBank genome assembly.
CGCCUGGGCCGACAUCUCGGACGGCGCCAGCCGCGUGCCUGCUCCAGCCCGGUGCGCGCUGCAGCGCGUACCAGUGCGCGUGCGGACGCGCGCGUCGGGCUGGGUCUGGUGCACGGCCAGCGUCGUCCGCGCAUCGUCUACGACCUGGCCGUGGAGCUGGGGGACGAGUUCCGCUGGAGCGCCCUGGUCUUCAGGGCCAAGAGGCACCUCGGCGCGGCGCUGCAGUGCGCGAAGGAGGGGCGCGGAAUGAGCGGCCUCGGCCUGUGGGCGACCGCCUUCAGGUGGCUGGCCGGGACGAGCGAUGCGUCCGCGCUCAAGCUGGACGGCCUGUCGAACGCCGCUGAGACCCACCUCUGGACGGCCCUCUCGGCCUGGGUCUCGGUGGAGGCGUUUGCCAGAACAGGUCGAUCGGGCACGAUCUUCAGAUGGCUUGUUCCUCGCGACUUCCUGGAGGAGUGGGG